Molecule: messenger RNA, 2328 nt
Organism: Anarrhichthys ocellatus (wolf-eel)
Lineage: Eukaryota; Metazoa; Chordata; Actinopteri; Perciformes; Anarhichadidae
Gene: st3gal4
Product: ST3 beta-galactoside alpha-2,3-sialyltransferase 4
Exons: 12
Coding region: 434-1453 (339 amino acids)
Biological process (GO): glycolipid biosynthetic process
Molecular function (GO): sialyltransferase activity
Source: RefSeq, a predicted model, not a curated record
GAAGGGAACGCGCUGUAACGUAACGGGGAGAGCGUUCCAGUAAAAGCUAUAACUGCCUGCGCAACCUUCCAACUGAACACCAGCCUGUGGGUUUUGCGUGCACGCUUCUUGUUAGUGCUUGUUCGGAGAUAUGAACUUUGAUGCUCGCAUUCACAUCAGUGCUUCUACCCGGAGUGUGCGCGUGCCAAAGGCAGUCGUUUACCCCAGGCAGUGCGUGACACCAAAAGCAACGUGAACUUGGUUGCAACAUCAUUGUACCGUUACAACAGGCUCGCUCCGCGGAUUAAAGCUCAUCUGGUUAAAGCUCUCAUUGCUGGAGAAGCCCUGGCUCAUUACAUCUGCACCACUGAGGAUAUAAUCACUGGAAAUGAAAGAGGGAAAAGGGUAACCACAUGCACUGUGUAGACAUGAGAGGACCAAGGAGUACGUGAAGAUGUCCCAGAAGGCAACUAAAGCAUGGUGCCUUAGGCUUCUCCCAAUCCUCCUCUUCUUCAUCUCCUUUGUCACAUACUACUGCUCCUAUGCCAUACUUCAGAGCUACGGAGGCACCAGCAAGUCUCCGAACAGUAGCAAGUCGCUGUGUGGUGGCUGGCUAACCCAGAAGAAGUGGGAGAGCCUUAACUUUAACAUUAGCAGACAUACGCAGCUCUUUCUGAAACUGGAGGACUUCUUCUGGCGGGAGCAUCUGUCAAAGCUGGCAUUACCUUAUGGCAUUAAGGGCAGUGAGCUUCUGCUACUGAAAGUUCUUGCUGUAAUUGCUAAUUAUCAGGUGCCAGCCAACAUCGAAAACCUUGAAUGCAGAACCUGCGUAGUCAUCGGCAAUGGCUUUGCCAUUAAAAACACCUCCUUGGGAAGCAUCAUCAACAAAUAUGACGUGGUCAUUCGGUUGAAUGAUGCCCCAGUGAGGGGCUAUGAGGAGGAUGUAGGAAACAAGACCACCAUGAGGUUAUUCUACCCCGAGUCGGCCUCUUACAACCCUGGACUGCACAACGAGCCUGGCACGCUUAUGGUCCUGGUGCCUUUCAAGCAGCAAGAUCUCCGCUGGCUCAAAGAGAUCCUCUAUAAUGAGAAGAGGGUCAGGAAAGGGUUUUGGAAGCCCCCUCCCCAAAUCUGGUUGGGUGACAUGAAUAAAAUCAGAGUGCUGGACCCCCACUUUCUGCACCAGACUGCAGACAGACUGCUCCGGAUCCCUCUGCACCCCAACAGCAAACAGCCAGUGCAUCCUACCACGGGUAUCCUCGCUGUGUUUGUUGCUCUCAACUACUGUGAUGUGGUCCACAUUGCUGGCUUUGGAUACCCCAAGACAAACAGCCAAAGGGUGCCUAUCCAUUACUACGGAUAUGACACCAUGAAGUCCAUGAAGAAUUCUUAUCAUGACCUCAAUCAUGAAGCGGAAGCCUUAAAAAGACUGGAGGAUUCUGGAGCUAUUUUGUACCUUCACCCGCAUUUAUGAUUCACACACUUGUUUUGGGUCAUCCCAACCAAAUUAGAUCUUAAUGUGCCUUCUGCAGUGGGAUGCGCGAGUGGUGCAUUGAGUCACCACGUGGUGACAUGAGAGUCACAGGUCUGGCUCUGAAGAAUGUUUAUCUCCCUGGCGCCUUACAUUCUGUCAAAUUGAAAGACAUGAAAAGAUGAUUAAACUGCUUUUUAAAUAGCUUUUCUUUCAAUUUCUUAACAACCUUUGUUAACAUGACUCAGCAUUUUGCAUAGCAUUUAAACUUUUCUAAUUUUUAUGGGUUUUGAAUCACGACUUUCAAAGUGAGUUUGCGCGACACUAUUCAUGUGACAACCCAGUUGUCUUGUUUGUGAUGGGCAAAGUUACGUCAGAUUAAGUCAGCGUUUUUGAUAAUUCAAUGCCUUGAUGUUGUUUUUCAUGCCAUGUGAUAGUGUGGGCUUCAAAUGUUGGUUUUGUUGAGAUUAAUGCAUAUCAUUGAGCUGCAAAAGUAAUCAAACUACAUUAUUUCUCACUCAAACUGGUUUGAAAUUCAUCUUCAGUUGUAUCAAGUCAGAAUCUGUUUUACGGUAAAGAGGUGUGUUAGAAUCUAUGUUUUUUUGUGAACUUCACUGUCAAUGUACAUUUUACAAUAAAUGAAAAAUGAAUUAAUCACAAACCUAAACCUAAUUUGCACAGGAUUAGAUUCUUUACUUUUAAUUUCUUGGACUGGAAAUACGACUUGUAUUUUGCCCAUUUGUCAGAGUUUUGGUUACAGUUGUUUUGGAUUUUUAAUUUAUUCAAUCUUCUUUUUUUUUCUGAAACAACACCAGUAAAUGGUACCACUGGAUAUUUUGUAAUGUACAGAGUGAAAUAAAUUUUUAAUUAUAAGGAAA